Messenger RNA from Mesocricetus auratus (golden hamster), 4643 nucleotides. RefSeq names its product GTF2I repeat domain containing 1 (gene Gtf2ird1). Gene Ontology annotation, biological process: transcription by RNA polymerase II. Gene Ontology annotation, cellular component: nucleus. Lineage: Eukaryota; Metazoa; Chordata; Mammalia; Rodentia; Cricetidae. The transcript has 26 exons. The record is from RefSeq and is a predicted model, not a curated record. The coding region runs from base 463 to 3564 and encodes 1033 amino acids. Gene Ontology annotation, molecular function: DNA-binding transcription factor activity.
GUUUUCUUUCCCGCCGUGCCUCCCAGCGUCUGCUCAGCUGGUCCAUGGGGCAGUGACACUGAGUCAGAGAACUUUUCCCAGGAUCCGGAAAAAUCUGCAUCUCCCCAGUGGCUCUUGUGGGGUUUCCAGUCGGGGAAGAGAUAAGAAUUUAGUCGCAGACCCAGACCUUGGGUUUGCGGAGUUCUGAGACCCGCGUGUCUCUCCCCGGGUCUGAGCAUGCCGAGCGGUUCUGGUGAGGAGGGAUGGGAACAGUGUGGGGGGACCCUAGGAUGGUCCUGAGUCUGCAACUAGCAGGACAAGCCAAGCCCUUGAGACCACAAACAUCUGAGUUUUGGGAUUUCCUUGGAUUUUGGAAUAUUUGUGUCUAAUCAUGAAAUACCACCGGGACAGGACUCGUGUCUGAAUAAGAAAUUGGUUCCUGUUGAGCCUCUAUCUUCUUCUGCAUGUAGCCUGAAGGUGACCAUGGCCUUGCUGGGGAAGCACUGUGACAUCCCCACCAAUGGCUGCGGGUCUGAGCGCUGGAACUCCACCUUCGCCCGCAAAGACGAACUCAUCAACAGCCUGGUGUCCGCCUUAGACUCUAUGUGCUCAGCGCUCUCCAAGCUGAACACGGAGGUGGCCUGCGUGGCGGUACACAAUGAGAGCGUCUUCGUGAUGGGCACCGAGAAGGGAAGGAUGUUUCUGAACACGCGGAAGGAGCUACAGUCAGACUUCCUCAGGUUCUGCCGGGGGCCCCUAUGGAAGGAUCCAGAAGCAGGACACCCUAAAAAGGUGCAGCGCUGCGAGGGUGGUGGCCGGAGCAUCCCGCGGUCCUCGCUGGAGCAGUGCUCGGAUGUGUACCUGCUGCAGAAGAUGGUAGAGGAAGUGUUUGAUGUUCUUUAUAGUGAGGCUGUGGGCAGGGCCAGUGUGGUGCCUUUGCCCUACGAGAGGCUGCUCAGGGAGCCGGGGUUGCUGGCUGUGCAGGGACUGCCCGAGGGCCUGGCCUUCCGGAGGCCAGCUGAGUAUGACCCCAAGGCGCUCAUGGCCAUUUUGGAGCACAGCCACCGAAUACGGUUUAAACUCAGGAGGCCGCCUGAUGAUAGUGGGCGGGACUCAAAGGCUCUGGUGGAGAUGAACGGCAUCUCCCUGCUGCCCAAGGGCUCCCGAGACUGCGGUCUGCAUGGCCAGGCCUCCAAGGUCACUCCCCAGGACCUGCCCCCCACCGCCACCCCAUCUGCCGUGGCCAACUUCCUGUACAGCACUUCAGUGCCCAACCACACCAUCCGGGAACUCAAGCAGGAGGCGCCCACCUGCCCGUUGACCCCCAGCGACCUGAGCUUGGGCUGGCCUGGGCCUGAGCCCCAGGUCCCCAGUGCCCAAGAUUUCUCUGACUGCUGUGGACAGAAGCCCGCAGGGCCCGCUGGGCCUCUCAUCCAGAAUGUCCAUGCCUCCAAGCGUAUCCUCUUCUCCAUCGUCCAUGACAAGUCAGAGAAGUGGGACGUCUUCAUCAAGGAGAUGGAGGACAUCAACACAUUGCGGGAGUGCGUGCAGAUCCUGUUUAACAGCAGAUACGCGGAAGCCCUGGGCCUGGACCACAUGGUUCCUGUCCCCUAUCGGAAGAUUGCCUGUGAUCCCGAGGCUGUGGAAAUUGUGGGCAUCCCGGACAAGAUCCCCUUCAAGCGACCCUGUACUUAUGGGGUGCCCAAGCUGAAGCGGAUUCUGGAGGAGCGACACAGCAUCCACUUCAUAAUCAAGAGGAUGUUUGAUGAACGCAUUUUCACAGGGAACAAGUUUACCAAAGACCCCAUGAAGCUGGAGCCAGCCAGCCCACCAGAAGACACUUCCACAGAGGUCUGCAGGGACACUAUGCUGGACCUGGCUGGGACUGCUUGGUCAGACAAGAGCAGCGUCUCUGAAGACUGCGGGCCAGGAACCUCAGGAGAACUAGGAAUGUUGAGGCCCAUCAAAAUUGAGCCAGAGGAGCUGGACAUCAUUCAGGUUACUGUCCCAGAUCCUUCACCAACUUCUGAGGAGAUGGCAGACUCACUACCCGGACACCUGCCCUCAGAGGAUUCCGGUUACGGGAUGGAAAUGCCGGCUGACAAAGGCCCCAGUGAGGAGCCGUGGCAGGAAGAAAAGCCGGCAGAAGUCUCAGAGGUAAUUCCUGGUACCUCCAGAGCUGGGGGGACUCUGCACCCAGGAAGCUCAGCACACCGCCCUUGCCUUCCAGAGAACCCUGGUGAUGUGAUCCGGCCCUUGCGGAAGCAGGUGGAGAUGCUGUUCAACACGAAAUAUGCCAAAGCCAUUGGUACCUCGGAGCCAGUCAAGGUGCCCUACUCCAAGUUCCUGAUGCACCCCGAAGAGCUGUUCGUACUGGGACUGCCUGAAGGCAUCUCUCUUCGCAGACCCAACUGCUUUGGGAUUGCCAAGCUUCGGAAGAUUCUGGAAGCUAGCAACAGCAUCCAGUUUGUCAUCAAGAGACCCGAACUGCUCACCGAUGGUGUCAAAGAGCCUGUUGUGGAUACGCAAGGCAUUUCCCCACUGCCCCUGUCGGGUUUGCCCCCUCGAUGCCACCUGAGACCCCAGGUGCUCCCUCCUCACCUGCCUUCUCUCCCCACCCCACCCCCAGAGAGGGACUCCUGGGACCGUCUUGCGGAAGAGACCCCGAAGAGACAGGGCCUUCAAGAAAAUUACGACACCAGACUCUCGCGGAUUGACAUCGCCAACACACUUAGGGAACAAGUCCAAGACCUGUUUAACAAGAAAUACGGUGAAGCCUUGGGCAUCAAGUACCCAGUGCAGGUCCCCUACAAGCGAAUCAAAAGCAAUCCAGGUUCAGUCCUCAUCGAGGGCCUGCCUCCGGGGAUCCCAUUCCGCAAACCCUGCACCUUUGGCUCCCAGAACCUGGAACGGAUCCUGGCUGUGGCGGACAAGAUCAAGUUCACGGUCACCAGGCCAUUCCAAGGACUCAUCCCAAAGCCUGAUGAGGAUGACGCCAACAGGCUCGGUGAGAAGGUGAUCCUCCGAGAGCAGGUGAAGGAGCUCUUCAAUGAGAAAUACGGUGAGGCCCUGGGACUGAAUCGGCCUGUGUUGGUCCCUUACAAACUGAUCCGGGACAGCCCAGAUGCCGUGGAGGUGAAAGGCCUUCCUGAUGACAUCCCCUUCCGGAACCCCAACACCUACGACAUCCAUCGGCUGGAGAAGAUCCUGAAGGCCAGAGAGAAUGUGCGGAUGGUCAUCAUCAACCAACUCCAACCUUUUGCAGAAGUCUGCAAUGAUGCCAAGGCGCCAGCCAAAGACAUCCCCAAGCGCAAGAGAAAGCGGGUCUCGGAAGGCAACUCGGUCUCCUCCUCUUCCUCUUCUUCAUCCUCGUCCUCUAACCCAGAGUCUGUGGCCUCCACCAACCAGAUCUCCCUCGUGGUAAAGUCACGCAGAUCUGAACUUCACCCUAAUUCUGUGUGGCCUGUGCCCCUCCCUCGGGCAGGGCCGCCCGCAGCCCCAGGAACUGGGAGGCCCUGGGCUCUGAGAGGGGCUCAGCCAACCUCAGAGGUGCAGGCGCAUGCGCUUGUCUUACCCACAAGAUAGACCGAGGGGGUCUGUGCCAUCAGCACAGUGCUUGAAGUGUGAGUGCCACCAGCGGAGCCAGAGGGGCGGAUGGUCACAUGACAGGACACUGCCGCCAUCAUCUGUCGGCCACGUUGCUGAGUUUGGCUGUUGCCUGAUGAUUUAGGGGAAAACCUAUGUUAAAAAAAAAAAACAAAAAACUGGUGGUGAUGGCGUACGCCUAUAGUCCCACAAGUUCGAGGCCAGCUUGGGCUAUAUGAGUAUUCUGUCUCAAAGAAAACUACUGAGCAGGGCUGGGGGUGUGGCUCAGUCAGCAUGAAGUCCCCGGUUGUGUCCCCAGCUCCGCAUAAACUGGACAUGGUGGCGCACACCUGUGACCCCAGCACUGGCGAGGUAGAGGCAGGAGGAUCAGGAGUUCAAGGUCAGCCUCAGGACAUGAGAAAUUUGAGGCUAGCCUGGGUUACAUGAGACUGUCUCCGCAGAAAGGAAUGGAGGAAAGAAAGACUGGUAUUAGGAUUUCUAGACCCUUGGUGUGUCCCUUCAGCCUCUUUCUGGUACUCUGGAAAGCCCAGAACUGCAUUUGUUUCCCCUGCCUUUGUUUUUAUCAUUGAGGUGGGACAGUCUGUGGGGUGAAGCUGGGCAUAUGGUGCUUCCUGUGCCUGCUCACUCAGCCCUCCCUGGUGUCUAACCCACGUGUUGACCCCCCUGGAACACAGGCAGGGGACAGUCACACCAGACUACCUGUGUGGCCUCAGAGAUGCCAGUAGCUGCCUAAGUGGCAUUUGAGUUUGCCCUCUAAGAAAGCGAGUUAGUUAUUCUGGGAGUUCCUUCGUGUCAUCUGGAGUCCUAACCUGGUCCCUCUGUCCCCCUCUCUCUAGCAGUGGCCAGUGUACAUGGUGGACUAUUCCGGACUAAACGUGCAGCUUCCAGGUCCCCUUGACUAUUAGACCUCAGAGCCGAAUCAGGACCUCAACUCAGAAAGACUAAAGGAAAUGUAAUUUAUGUACAAAGUAUAUUCGGAUAUGUAUCGAUGCCUUUUAGUUUUUCCAAUGAUUUUUACACUAUAUUCCUGCCGCCAAGGCCUUUUUAAAUAAGUAAAA